AUGGCCUUCCCACAGAAGCUGCUCAUCACUAUGCCUGCAGGAGGAGGUCGCCUCGGGGGCACACUUUGGGCUUUCAUCUUCUUGGGUAUUCUGGCUGGCAUGCUGGUGCCCUGGCCACUAGUGGGUGGCCUGGCCAACCCCGUGCUCCUGGAGAGGGGCUGGGGCACGCUGCUGGGGUCCCAGCCCCAGGCUGGAUUGCCUGGUGGGCUGUCCCACAGUAACUGGGAGAAUGGCUACUUGCUGGGGAUCAAGAGACAGAGGAGACUGUACUGCAACGUGGGCAUUGGCUUUCACCUCCAGGUGCCCCCGGAUGGCAGGAUCAGCGGGACCCAUGAUGAGAAUCCCUACAGUCUGUUGGAAAUUUCAACAGUGGAUCGAGGUGUCGUAAGUCUGUUUGGGGUGAGGAGUUCUCUUUUUGUGGCCAUGAACAGUAAAGGAAGAUUGUAUGGGACGCCCAGUUUUCAAGAGGAGUGCAAAUUCCGAGAAACUCUCCUUCCCAACAACUACAAUGCCUACGAAUCAGACCUGUACCGAGGGACCUACAUCGCUCUAAGCAAGCAUGGACGAAUAAAACGUGGCAAUAAAGUGUCCCCAGCCAUGACUGUCACUCAUUUCCUGCCCCGGAUGUGAAGAAACCAGGAAGAAGGUUCACCUGGAGAAGACAACAACUUCUCUAUUUGAAUUUUGCACAAAUGAAAAGCCUCCCUUUCCCCAUCUUUACCCCCAUGGAUGUCCUUUGAAUCAAGUGUUUUUAGUGUUUAUGGAUAUGUGUGUAUCAGAAAAUUGACCAGGCCUUCUUAACAACAUUUACUGGGCUCCUUCCACCCCAAUUCAGAUGGUUUUCCUGGUGCUUCCUAGAAAUGUCAUCCUCUAGACCCAGGAGGAGUGUCCCCAACUCCUAGCAUGGCAACGGAGCCUUUGCUAUGAUCUUACACUGUGACAGAAGGUAUAGAUGUCUGCCAUGGGAUACAAGUACACACAUGGGGGUGUGUAUUUGUGUGCGCAUGUUUAUACAUACAUAUAUCUCCUUCUAUGUACAGAACAGAAGCAUUUCAAGGCAUUGAAUUUCAUUUCUCCUGACUUCAUGGCUACAGGAAUCUGCCCACAAGUAUGUCACUUGUCAAACAGUCAGGAUUGAUGGAUUCGGUCUCUUUUCUCAACUCUCCAGUCACAGACCAGUGACUUCACAGCAAGCAGGAGCAGCUGUCCUGUGCACCCAUGGAAUACAUGGCAAGAGAUUUCAGCUAUGAACAGGAGUGGUGAUUAGACACGCAAAGAUUCUUGACUCUCAGGCACUGGAAUGCAUUGCCAAGGGAAACUGGGGGUAUCUCCUUAAGAAUAAAAUGGGGAGAACAGCUGCCUAGAAUGGUUGAAACAGACCUGCAUGGAGGCAAUGUGGGUGAACUGGAUGAUCUAAGGAGGUCCCUUUCACUGGGAGGGUCCUCUUCAAAAUAAAGGCAGUGAUAAGACUGCCUGUCCAUAAUUCUUCUUUGUGUUGAACCAUAUCAUUUGAACCCAAGAAGGCAAGAAGCUGCAUAUGAUAGCCUUCUUUGAAGGGACAAAGAAAGGAAUGGGGGAAAAAAUUAGUUGUGUUUCAGAACACAGGUGGUAAACCCUACCAGUAGCACCAAUCUCUGGAGCCAUUUGCCUGGAGCUGGCAGAAAGGACCUGUAGAGGUCUACUCCUCCCACAUAGUCCAAGGGUUAUGCUAAUUCUGUGAAAAAAGAGCUGCUGACAUCAACCAAGCAUUAGGAGAACCCUUGACUGCUAAAUUCCAUGACACCCCCUGCCCUUUGAAGUGGAGGCCCCCAGGUCAACUAUAAAUACUGACUCUCUGCCUUCAGAUUCCUGCCCUGCUGGAACACUCCUAAAUCUAAAACCAGAUUGAGCCAUGUCAGAGUACAAAACAUUCUCAGCAUAUGUGAAGCAGAAAAUGACAGAAAGACCUGACAUCCUACCCUGCCACCAUUUUCUUGGUCCCCUUGACUGCAAGACAAUCCCUCAUCUGUUGCAAAUACCUUCAACCUCAGCAUAUCUCUCUAUUUGCAGAUGCGCCCAUCUAUAAAUAGACCUGAGCACUGGGUAUGUGGACCAAAGAUGGCUCUACAGGACCCAAAGGCAAGAAAAUAUGCUAGUUGUGGCCCUGUCUGUCAAAUUCCAAAGGCAACCAUGUGUUUAGAGUGCUUGGAGGCAAGGAUCUGGGUGAGGUGACUUCUGGAGACAUCUUCCAGAUUAUUGAGUCAACAAUGGUAGAAAGCAUCUUUAUUAGACAUCCCAAGAUGUGACUUCAGAAUCUGGGGUUCAAGAAGCAUUGGAAUUCUAGCUAAAAGAAUGGCAACAGAAUGCCAGAUGGAAAGGUGAUAGAUCAUCACAAUCAGGGAAAGAGGCAGGGUAGAUAAGUCAGAAGGUCAUUUCCUCUCUUCUCAUCUCUUUGCACAAACUUGGCUUUACUGGAAGGAAACUCCAGAGAGUUCCACAAGGGCCAAGGUUACUGCUGUAUCCUCUUGAAUACAUAUUGGAUGACUCAAAUCCUGACUGGGAGCUACUUCAGAUAUCAACUUCCCUUUCCCAACUAGGAGUGAAUAGAAAAUGAGGCCAAUGAAAAAUGUACUGUAUUUCAGUGGCUGAUUGGGUUUCUCUACCCAGGUACAAGUCAGGUAGAAGUUAAUUUAGACCCAACAGUCAACCUUUGAUUAGCUGUGGGAUUUUAAAUAAGUGAAAUUGGAAAAUUAUUCAACCACCUUUUAAUAGUCAAAAGUUUUCCCCCCAACUGAUUGAAUUUAGUAAAAUGGACAGCUUGAAUUUCAUCCCCUCUUCUUUGCUCUGCCUUCUUUCUGGUGAAGGGGGAGAAGUGAUGACUAAGAUAAAGAAGAAAAGCAAGAAACCCAAGUAAUUCAUAAAUUGGAAAUCUUCACUCUUUGAAAUCGAAUAUUGAUUUGGGGUCAUCAUGCUCUGACUCUCAUUGAACAUCAUUGAAGAAGCAUAAGAAUGGGAAACCCAGGAAUGGAUCAGAGGUGCCUUCCUCUCUCAUACCGAUCUGUUCUUUAUAAUAUUGUGCUAAUUCCAUCCUAGCUGGUCCCACAGAACCAAUGUAGUUGUUGAGAAAACUGACUGUCAUGAGAAAGAAAAGCCAAGAAUGACUUUCCCUCCCCAUCCAAAAGUCCAAUCACUUAAGGAAGCUGAGUGAUUUAAACUAGUUCUUUCCUAAGUUCUCAAGCAAUCUUCCAGACUCCUGAAAGCCAGGUUCAGUUGGUGUCUUUUCUACCCUAUAUCUUCUCUGGCAGAUCCAACUCCAGCCAUUGGACAGGAAGGUGGCAUUAUUGCCUCUCUAGGCUCACAAGUCCAGUCAUAAAGAUCAAGCCCAUCCUGAUGAAUGGUCCUGAGAGAAGAUACACAUUUUUCCUUAGCUGGGGAGGUUAUUAAUCUUACAAGAUGACCCAAGAACUGCUUUUGUGAAGAUACCCUUUGAGAGUACCAAAUGACUUUUCUACCUUUUAAAAAUUAUAUCUUAGUCAUAUUUUAUACACACAUACACACCUCCUUCUCAAUAUCCCCCAUAAUCUCCUUUACCUUUUUAUAUGUUUCCUUUUGUAGAAUCUCUCUUAAAAACUUUUUUAAAAAAUCACAAAGUCAUUAUCCUGCCUCAUCUCCCAUCCUUUGCAAUUUAUCUAGGAUUGUGUUCUAAGAUAAUUUCUUAUUUUUUUCAGGUCAUUAUAUUAUUAUGUUAAGGAUAGAUGACUUACUAUUCUUACAUCCAGAAAGUCAAGAUGCUGGACAAAUUCCCCUUUGGAGGCAGUCCUACCACUGUCUUAUAGCAUCUAUUUUUCAUGAUGGCUUAUGACAAACUUGGUUGCACUGGAUGUAAGAUCCUUCAAAGAUUCAUGUACCUCUACCCCGACUCCCUCCUAAGAUAUGCACUAAUGUCUAAAUUCUGUCUUCUUUGUUUAUCUUGGACCCCAGCUCCAGCUGCUUUUGCAAACCAAUCUUCCAGGCUCUGUUUCUGGCCUUUAAGACCUUGGGAUGUCAACCUAUUCACCUGUUCUCAAAGGUCUUUUGUCCUUUUACCCAUGGACUCAGAUGCUAGUUUCCAUGCAUCUUUCCAUCUUCCUGGAAACAUCUUCCUCUAGGACUCUAGGCAGUGAGUUCCUGCAGAAGUGUUUCCUACCCCCAUCAAGUGAUUUAGGACCAUUUGAUGAUCCCCUCUUCCCAAGAGAAACCCAAGAGAAAAGUGUAGGAAAGUGAGUAGGGGAUGGAAAAAACUCAACAAACCAGGUCAGUCUCCCUGAUACUUAAGUCAUUCAGCAAUGUCUAGGUAUACUGGUGUAUUCCUGUCAUCCCCUAAGGAGUGGAAAUGCCUCCUUGCCCUAUGAGUGAGUCAAGCUUCUAAAAGGAAGAAGAAAGAGAGGUUAGGAGUUGCUUGACAUUAUGUUGCAAAUAUCAAGUGUCCCAGUAUGCUCUCUAUCCCCUCCAGUUGUGUGAAUCAGAGGCCAGAUGAAGUGCAGACACCUUAAACGAGCUCUGUACAUCUCAUCACCUUUAUACUCUGAAAGUUAAGUGAUCUCAUUGGGAUGGGCAUUGCCUCCAUUGGUGCCCAUGAUAACCAACCUAUCCCUUCUCAUUCUCAUUCAUUUUUUUUCUGAAAUCAAAAAUUUCACAUGACACAAUUAAAUAUAUUUCCCUCAUUAGAGGAAAUUUGAAACAUAUAUAAAUUAUGCAUUACAAUUAGCUCCCUCCAUUCAGAUAUAUUCUUUGCCAUUUCAUACAUCUUUGGUAGUGGAUCUACCCAACUUGAGCAUGACAUCAUUAGUCAUGUCCUCCAGUCUGCUUCCCCCUACCAUUCUUUUUUCCUUUGCCCCUUUGGGUCACUUCAGAGCCACCUAGCAUGACUGGUAAAAAUAAUGGUGCUAAAAAGAUAUGCUUUUGUUGCAGCAAGCAUCUUGACAAUCUGAUUCUGCCCAUUUUCCUCCUCCUAUUCAAUUCUGGGUCCUCCUCAUUUGCCCACAUGCAGCACCUGUCCAAGAUAUACCUCAUUGAACAAUCGCAUUUUCGGCGUUCCUUCUUGCACAAAGCUGGACAGUGUUGCAUCCUGCCAUUGUUUUCUCUUCCUGUAAGUUAAGAUAUACCUCGUGGCAGGCUAGAGGUUUGUACAACAGGUCAGAAAACAGGAGCUGAUCAGCCAAUGUUACUAAGAGAUGUGAAGCUUCUGUAUUGUUUUGAAUGUAUGUGCUGUGCACAAACCAUUUCAUGUACCAAUGGAAAAAGCGGUCUUUUUAUACAUUUCUCUAAGCUGUUUUGAUCCCCAACUUUUCCUUCCCAUCUCCAUCCCAUAUCUUUCCUAAUUCUGUCUUCCCCUUCCCCCCACCCAUUAAAACUAAUGACAUGUCUUUGGGGUGUGAUCGUAUCUUUCCUUCAAGAAGUAUGAGCUUGUCUCACCACUACAUCUCUAAAGG
Monodelphis domestica (gray short-tailed opossum) is the source of this 5450-nucleotide messenger RNA. It is a transcript of the gene FGF6, whose product is annotated as fibroblast growth factor 6. The record is from RefSeq and is a predicted model, not a curated record. Gene Ontology annotation, molecular function: growth factor activity. Lineage: Eukaryota; Metazoa; Chordata; Mammalia; Didelphimorphia; Didelphidae.